UGCCCUUCCUCCUAACCCCAAUCUCUUUGAUACAAUCAAUCAUCUUCUUCCCAAAACGCGAAACCCUAAUUUCUCUGCAAGUUCCCAAUCAGUGAAGAGGAGAUCGCCGAUGUCUUCCGUUUCAAGCCAGCAACAGUUCCGGUACACGCAGACUCCUUCGAAGGUUCUUCAUCUGAGGAACUUGCCUUGGGAAUGCACUGAAGAAGAGCUGAUCGAGCUCGGGAAGCCCUUUGGCACCGUUGUGAAUACGAAGUGCAACGUUGGAGCUAAUAAAAAUCAAGCUUUCAUUGAGUUUGAAGAUUUGAACCAAGCGAUACAGAUGAUUUCGUUCUACGCGUCUUCGUCGGAGCCUGCUCAGGUUCGAGGGAAAACUGUCUACCUACAGUACUCCAACAGGCAGGAGAUUGUGAACAACAAAACGGCGGCGGAUGUUGUGGGGAAUGUGCUUCUUGUGACAGUCGAAGGGGAGGAUGCUCGCAUGGUCAGCAUUGAUGUCUUGCAUCUGGUAUUCUCAGCCUUUGGGUUUGUCCACAAGAUUACUACUUUCGAGAAGACAGCUGGAUAUCAGGCACUUGUUCAAUUUUCUGACGCAGAAACUGCAACCUCUGCAAGAACUUCCCUCGAUGGCAGAAGCAUUCCUAGUUAUCUACUCCCAGAGGAAGUCAGCCAAUGCUCUCUUAAAAUCACGUACUCAGCUCAUACAGAUUUGACUGUCAAAUUCCAGAGUCAUCGGAGCAGGGACUAUACUAACCCUUAUCUUCCUGUGGCUCCAUCAGCCAUUGAUAGUACUGGUCAGGUGAUUGUUGGUGUAGACGGCAGGAAGAUGGAGCCUGAAAGUAAUGUUCUUCUUGCAUCCAUCGAGAACAUGCAGUAUGCUGUAACCUUGGAUGUUUUACACACGGUUUUUGCGGCAUUUGGAGCUGUUCAAAAGAUUGCAAUGUUUGACAAGAAUGGUGGGGUACAGGCAUUGAUUCAAUACCCAGAUGUGCAAACGGCUGUGGUGGCGAAGGGAGCAUUGGAAGGACACUGUAUUUAUGAGGGUGGGUUUUGUAAGCUACACAUCACUUACUCGCGCCACACUGACCUCAGCAUAAAGGUGAACAAUGAUAGAAGCAGAGACUACACAAUGCCUGACGCGGCUGUUGCGAUGGCUCCACAGCCCAGCCAUAAUCCAUACCCGGGUAAUUCACAGCAAUACCAUGCAGCAGGUGCGAGCCAUUACCAGCAGCAGCCACAAGGGGGAUGGGGUCAAUCAGGAGGGCAAGGCCACGAUCCCUACAUGGCAGCACCGUCGAUGCAUCAAGGUCCGGGUGGUCAUAUGCCGCCACACCAUUAUGGUGGUGGUCCUUCUGGUCCAAUGCAUUAGAAAGAAGAAAACGUUUUAAAAGUCGAAGACUGAAGUUGUUUUAAUCCCUCUCUCUUACACAUUCCUCUGUUUUCUUUUUGUUUUGUUGUUGUUGAGUUUAUGGAACACACAUUACUCAGUGUCCGAAUGAUCAUUAUCAUAUUAACCAUUUGGUUUUAUCCA
Messenger RNA from Brassica oleracea var. oleracea, 1528 nucleotides. RefSeq names its product polypyrimidine tract-binding protein homolog 2. Gene Ontology annotation, cellular component: nucleus. The record is from RefSeq and is a predicted model, not a curated record. Bases 110 to 1366 code for a protein of 418 amino acids. The transcript is spliced from 11 exons. NCBI's taxonomy places the organism in Eukaryota, Viridiplantae, Streptophyta, Magnoliopsida, Brassicales, Brassicaceae. Gene Ontology annotation, molecular function: mRNA binding. Gene Ontology annotation, biological process: regulation of RNA splicing.